Molecule: messenger RNA, 1968 nt
Organism: Gracilinanus agilis (Agile Gracile Mouse Opossum)
Lineage: Eukaryota; Metazoa; Chordata; Mammalia; Didelphimorphia; Didelphidae
Gene: DAO
Product: D-amino acid oxidase
Exons: 10
Coding region: 3-1043 (346 amino acids)
Molecular function (GO): FAD binding; D-amino-acid oxidase activity
Source: RefSeq, a predicted model, not a curated record
CCAUGAUGAAUGUGGCCGUGAUUGGGGCAGGCGUGAUCGGACUUUCCACUGCUCUGUGCCUCCAUGAGCAUUACCACCGCACCCUGCAGCCCCUGUCCAUCAAGGUGUACGCUGACCGCUUCACGCCCCUCACAACGAGUGAUGGGGCUGCCGGCUUCUGGCAGCCCUACCUCUCAGAGGACCCACAGGAGAGGGCUUGGAAUCAAAAGACCUUUGACUACCUAUUGGGCUAUCUCGGCUCUCCAGAAGCCAAGAAAAUGGGCCUUUUCCUCCUCUCAGGAUACAACCUCUUCCCCAAAGCUGUCCCGGAUCCCUCCUGGAAGGACACAGUUCUGGGUUUUCGGAAACUAACACCCCGGGAGCUCGAGCUGUUUCCUGGCUACAGCUAUGGCUGGUUCAAUACUGCACUGAUCCUGGAAGGCAAGAGCUACCUGCCAUGGCUUACCCAGAGGUUAACGGAACGGGGAGUCCAGUUCUUCCUGAGAAAAGUCCAUUCCUUUGAGGAGGUGGCAAGAGAAGGGGCAGACGUGAUCAUCAAUUGCACUGGAGUGUGGGCUGGGGAGCUGCAGGCCGACCCCCUGCUGCAGCCCGGACGGGGUCAGGUCCUCAAGGUCUCAGCCCCUUGGAUGAAACACUUCAUUGUCACCCACAGUGAAGAUGCUGGGAUCUACAAGACCCCAUAUAUCAUUCCCGGGAGCCAGACAGUGACUCUGGGUGGCAUCUUUCAACUGGGGAACUGGAAUGAGAAGAACGAUGCCCAGGACCACAAUACAAUUUGGGAAGGCUGCUGCCGCUUGGAGCCCACACUGCGGGAUGCAGACAUCGUGUGUACAUGGAGUGGUUUCCGGCCAAUCCGAUCCCAAAUCCGGCUGGAGAGAGAGAAGCUAUCUCAUGGGCCCUUCAAGGCAGAGAUCAUUCAUAACUACGGCCAUGGUGGUUAUGGACUCACCAUCCAUUGGGGCUGUGCCUUGGAGGCUGCCAAGCUCUUUGGGCAAAUCCUAGAAGAAAGGAAACUGCCCAAUAUUCCUCCAUCCCACCUCUGAAGGUGCCUGGAUCUCAGCCUCCAAAGAAAGUCAUUCUCCCUCAUUCCCCCAUCCCUCCCCUUGACUUCAUUAAUCGACCCAUUGAGUCAGAUGAUUUCCUACCACCUCCCACCUCCCUUCUUCCCAUCCCCAAUCCUUUAUGCCAAGAAGCCUGAGAAAAAAUCAGGAGUGAAGGGGGUUCACAUGCUGGACAGAAUAAACAGUCCUGGGAUUCCAUGGCUCACUGGGACCACUACUGAAGAGAAGACUUCUCUCCUGGAUGUGAGGAAGGGUCGUUCCCAGGCCUGGGGGACAGAAGGAAAGGGUGCCUGGUGCCCUGCCAAAAAAUUUCAUGUGGGAGGAGAGAGUCGAAAGAAAUGUAGGGAACUUUAUCCAAACAGAUUUAAAGCUGGUUAGACCUCGGGGGCAAUCUAGUCCAACCCUCCUCAUUUUACGGAUGAGGAAACUGAGGCAUAAGAAGGUUCAAGGUCACACCAGGAGUAUUGACACUCAGAAUCACAUAAUAUUAGAGACAUAAGAGACCAUCUAGGCCAAUGCUUCCAUUUUACAGAUGAGAAGACUGAGCCCCUCAAGGGAAGCUGACUUACCGAAGGUCACAUAGCUUGUUCUACAGUGCAGAUCUUUUGAUUCCUAGGUUAGGAUACUUUUUACUAGACCCUGUUGCAUAAGGCUGGGAGGAGGGCAGAUCCAGAAGUCCUGAACUCUAAAGAACUGGGAAAACAGAGAAGUGGGAAGCCUGGAACCGACAACAGAGGAGGACCAUCCCAUGCCCUAGUUAUCUGGUGGCCUAAGCUAGCCAGCUCAGCCUCAUGGCACCAGCAGUUCCACCUAACUCUCCUCUGGCCCUGACUCCAGCCCCUUGACAGCAUCACUCCACAAGGAAAUCUUGUAGUAAAAAAAAAAAAAAAAAAAAAAAAAAACAGAA